Molecule: messenger RNA, 1299 nt
Organism: Trichobilharzia regenti
Lineage: Eukaryota; Metazoa; Platyhelminthes; Trematoda; Strigeidida; Schistosomatidae
Source: the annotation of a GenBank genome assembly
AUGCUUGAUGAAUUAGUAAAGACGCAUUUGGAUCGUAUACAAAAGCAAUUAGAUAAUUAUCGAAGAUAUCCACAACAGACUGAUGACAAAAUGCUUGAAAAUCAUUUAGAGCUGAACUAUGGAAGAUAUCAUAGAGCUUAUGAAAAGCUUAAGGCAUUGAAACAACCUUUGGAUUCAGAUAAACAAUCUACUCAAAUGACUUCUGAAAAUCCCAAAAAUGAUAUGGAUAAUUUUAUGAAAUUUAUGAUGCUUCAACAGCUACAGCAGCAAAAUGUGUUAUGGCAGUCAGCAUUACUGAAAACAUUUUCUAAAGAAGAUCGUGUACAAUACAUGAUGCAGUAUCCUCCAAUGGAUUUUAUGAGAUAUCAGAAUGCUGAUACUGAGAAGAAACAAUUAGCAAUUGAAAGUAAAACGAAUGAUAAACGACCAGAAAUUGCAAAAAAUUCUUACGUAUUUCAAGAUCACGAAAAUGCUAGAAGAUUACGUAUUUUCGGUUAUAUUGAACUAUUUGCAAUCAUUAUGAAGAAGUCCGUCAAUCAGCCACCUUUCAGCUUAUCAAAAGCAGAAAAUUUCGGUGUAUUACUACGCCAUUCAAUACAGAAUGCAGCCGAUUACUUAACAAAUGUGGAUAAUUCACUUGGAAGUAAACUGGAAUUAAUGAAUUCAGAGAAAGGCUAUCAAUUUCACUUACUGCUGGAUGCAAAGUUGGACAGGAAUAAGAAGAAGACAUUGAAAACAGAACUACUACAAUUUCUUGAUUGUAUAUUAACUGAAAUAACUAAAAACAUGUCAACGAAGCCGUUAUUCGCCGUUACAAGGAAUUCAGCGGUUUAUGCGAUGCUUUUAAAAGGUCAAGUGUACCCUAAAAACUACUUCAUUACACUGGAACUGAGCUACAUAAAUCUAACCGAAUCAAAUACAUUACGUGCAGUUACACUGCUAGAAGCAAAAAUACUACUAUUUGGGUUAAUUUUCCUUAGAGUUCUGAUAUUAAAACUUUUCUUAGGUUAUGAAUUAGGUUCAUCUAGUGAAGCUGCGAAACAGAAUAGAGUUUCAAUGUGUAGAAAGGUGAUUGCAUCAGUCUGUGUUUAUAUCUAUCGAAAAAUUAUGACUGAAAUUACAAGUGAGCGUGUUCGAAAAUCACAAGUGGCAAUACCAACGGAAAUAGAGGCAAUGAUUCUAAAUGAUGCUGAAAUGAAAGAAGUGUAUCGGAUAGUCAAUGGUGCUACCUUAACAAACUUUAUCGGGAAAUGCAAACAAUGGCUACAAGAAUAUGCAAGUGGUUUAUUAGCCUUAUGA